UAAUUUUUGUAAUCUUAGUAAAAAAGUAGAAAAAAAAGAAAGAAAAAAAAAGGAAGAAGAAGACCAAAGAAAUUGAAGUGCAUGUGAGGCUGCGUAGGAAAAAUUAGGAAGACUCUAGUCUGGGAGAGACUCUCAGCAGCUAUUUCUUUGUCUUCUUCCUCUUUAAAGAACCUCACUCUCUCUCGUGAAAAAUCCCCAAUUCGUGAAAAAAUUAGGGUUUUUGAAGUUUGAAGAAAGAGAGAAAGAUGAGUGCUUCAAGGUUUAUUAAGUGUGUCACUGUCGGCGACGGUGCUGUUGGAAAGACUUGUUUGCUCAUAUCCUACACUAGCAACACUUUCCCCACGGAUUAUGUGCCAACUGUGUUUGAUAAUUUCAGUGCUAAUGUGAUUGUGGAUGGGAACACUAUCAACUUGGGAUUGUGGGAUACUGCAGGGCAAGAGGACUACAAUAGACUAAGACCUUUGAGCUAUCGCGGUGCAGAUGUCUUCUUACUUGCAUUCUCUCUCGUUAGCAAAGCUAGCUAUGAAAAUGUUUCUAAAAAGUGGGUUCCUGAACUGAGACAUUAUGCUCCAGGUGUUCCCAUCAUCCUCGUUGGAACAAAGCUUGAUCUUCGAGAUGAUAAGCAAUUCUUUGCCGAGCACCCUGGUGCUGUGCCUAUCUCUACUGCUCAGGGUGAAGAACUAAAGAAGCUGAUUGGGGCACCUGCUUAUAUUGAAUGCAGUGCAAAAACUCAACAGAAUGUAAAAGCAGUGUUUGAUGCGGCUAUCAAGGUCGUUCUCCAGCCACCAAAAAACAAGAAGAAGAAGAAGAGAAAAUCUCAGAAAGGUUGUUCUAUACUGUGAUUCAACAAGAAGAAAGGAAUCAACAGGAGAAUUAGAGCUAGAAGUAUCUGUUUUCUCCUUUUUCAUAACUUGUUUACUCAAGGAAUCAAAAAUCUGUUGUUUGUAGUCUGAAAUUGACAAAGUUGAAGAACUAGUAACAAGUAUUUGUAUUCUUGUUUGCAUUUUGAUCUGUAAAUAUACCACGAAUCCUUGAUUUCAUUGUUUCCUAGAUUCUAAGGAUUUUGUUCCAGUUAA
Messenger RNA from Arabidopsis lyrata subsp. lyrata, 1076 nucleotides. RefSeq names its product rac-like GTP-binding protein ARAC3. The coding region runs from base 246 to 842 and encodes 198 amino acids. Gene Ontology annotation, molecular function: GTP binding; protein kinase binding; GTPase activity. The record is from RefSeq and is a predicted model, not a curated record. The transcript is spliced from 7 exons. NCBI's taxonomy places the organism in Eukaryota, Viridiplantae, Streptophyta, Magnoliopsida, Brassicales, Brassicaceae. Gene Ontology annotation, cellular component: nucleus; cell cortex; cell projection. Gene Ontology annotation, biological process: regulation of cell shape; cortical cytoskeleton organization; actin filament organization.